AUGGCGCACCCCAAAUACGAGUACUCCUACUCUGUUGCUGAUGGACACACCGGUGACAACAAGUCCCAACAAGAGAGCCGCGACGGUGAUGCCGUGCAUGGCGAGUACUCCCUGGUGGAGGCUGACGGCUCCGUGCGCAAGGUGCAGUACUCCGCUGAUGACCACAAUGGAUUCAACGCUAUCGCCCACCCCAAAUAUGAGUACUCUUACUCUGUUGCUGAUGGGCACUCCGGUGACAACAAGUCGCAACAUGAGAGCCGCGACGGUGAUGCCGUGCAUGGCGAGUACUCCCUAGUGGAGGCUGACGGCUCCGUGCGCAAAGUGGAGUACUCCGCUGAUGACCACAAUGGAUUCAACGCUAUCGCGCACCCGAAAUACGAGUACUCUUACUCUGUAGCUGAUGGUCAUUCUGGUGACAAUAAAUCGCAACACGAGAGCCGCGACGGUGAUGCCGUGCAUGGCGAGUACUCCCUGGUGGAGGCUGACGGCUCCGUGCGCAAAGUGGAGUACUCCGCUGAUGACCACAAUGGAUUCAACGCCAUCGCUCACCCCAAAUAUGAGUACUCCUACUCUGUAGCUGAUGGUCACACUGGUGACAACAAGUCACAGCACGAGAGCCGCGAUGGUGACGCCGUGCACGGUGAGUACUCCCUGGUGGAGGCUGACGGCUCCGUGCGCAAGGUGCAAUACUCCGCUGAUGACCACAAUGGAUUCAACGCCAUAGUUAGUCAUUCCGCUCCAGCGCAUCAUGCUGCCCCUGCUCCCGUCCUCCUCGCCCACCACUAAGUAGACCAUGACCCUGUAUUAAUUUGUUAAUAGUCAUUAGAAUUAUUUAUUGUAAACAAAAUAAAGGCAGGUACUGCUUGGUAUUUGUGAUUCAUUUUAAUUGUCGAUUUAUCCUUUAGUAUCCUUUAUUUUUCAUUUAUGAUUUAAAGUUUUUAGGGAUGCUUUGAUAAAAGUUUCACAAUUAAGAAUAAUUUUGUUACUAGAUUCUUGCCCUGUAAUUCCGUAAAUAUCCCAUCCCGAAUUCAAAUUCAAUAAUGUGUUUGAAUUCACUUCAAAAAGCGGAAUCCGCUCAAUUUUGAAUUGGUAAUAACGUUUCGUGGCAUAAGUGAAGUGAGUUUCGAAAUGACAUAGGAAUUGACAUCAUGUCUUAUAACAAUUUGGCAAACUUUACUUCUUCGUAACUCUUUAAAUCAGUGAUUCCCUAAGUGGUCCAGGUAGACCCCCAGGGGUCCACGAGGGAUUCAACGGGGGUCUACGUUGGUGUGAAAUAAAAAUAGGGCGCCAAUUUCCAUCAUUAGAUCUUUACAUUUUAGACGAAUUUAGGGAAUAUCGUAAACAUUUAGUAGCAGGGGGUCCACCGAAGCCAGUAUUUUUUUUAAAUGGUCUACGAGAAUAAAUCGUUUGGGAACCUCUGCUUUAAAUGGUCAAAACUAGGCCAUAAUCUUAAAAUGCCUAAAAACAGGUUCUCGUCCCUAAUCAUAGCAACGUUAUUUACCAUUAAGCAUGUAACUAAAGAGGUAUUAAGAAAAAUUUACGCAUCAAAACCAAUAACAGGACAAAAUCACCCAAUAACAGGAUAAGUCAAUAAUUAUUAUUUAUAGAUAGAUAGAUAAUUUAUUAUAGGUGUGAGGAAGUCGAUAGAAACAAUUGGAAAUUCCUAUUUUGUUCUUAGUUACAAGUUAAUAUAUAUAAUAGUUAUUUAAAAUACGAGUGCGGAAAGUACGGUUUUACGAAUAAGGGCCAAAUUAA
Diatraea saccharalis (sugarcane borer) is the source of this 1755-nucleotide messenger RNA. The record is from the annotation of a GenBank genome assembly. Lineage: Eukaryota; Metazoa; Arthropoda; Insecta; Lepidoptera; Crambidae.